AUGUAAUAAAUAUAGUAAAAACGUCAAAUAUUACGUUUAUCUGUAAUUGUAUGCCGGUAAAUCCGAGCCGUUUUCUAUUAUUGAACUGAAGCCUUUUGAUUGGUGAAUGCUACGUGACGUCGUAGGUAGGCGUGAGCGUUGGGAACGUCAACAAAAGAGAGGACAAGAGAAAGGAGAAAGAAGACGAGAAGGUCUGACAACAGAUAUGUGGCUUUAACCUGCAAUAACGGUGAAGAUACUGUGGUUAAAAAACAAACAAGGGAUCACUUCCUCCGGUGCCAGCCCCAAACAUGGACGCCUACAAGCUCAUGAAGGAGCUGCGGGUGAAUUAUGAGCAGGAGGCUCAUUAUCGCCCCAAAGAGACGGGCCUGAGACUUAUCGAAUCCACAACAGAGGGCGACAGUCGGAUCUCGGCCAAAGGCAGAAAUGCCAAAGUAGAGGACCUAUGGAGUCUGACCAGCUUCUUCGGUUACAGCACGCAGACCUUUGUCCUGGCCGUUAACCUGCUGGACAGAUUCCUGGCCAUGAUUAAGGUCCAACCAAAGCACCUGUCCUGCGUCAGCGUCAGCUGCCUCCACAUGGCGGCCAAAGUGACGGAGGAGGAGUGCGACCUGUCGCCCGCCGACGAGCUUAUCCGCAUUGGACAGUGCCGCUUCACCACCUCUGACCUCUGCCGCAUGGAAAAGAUUGUCGGCGAGAAGCUCGGCUUCAAGUCCAACGCCGUCACCGCCUUAACCUUUCUGCACUUGUACCACCAGAUAGCACUUUCGCACUCCACAGACAGGAAAGAGAGUCUUAGCCUGGAGAAGCUGGAAGCUCAACUCAAAGCCUGUCUUUGCCGGAUCUCAUUCUCUAAAGCAAAGCCGUCCGUCCUUGCCUUGUCUCUCCUGAGGCAGGAGAUGGAGGCCGUCCAGUCGGAGGACAUGCUGGAGAUAGCCUAUCACAUCCAGAGACACCUAAAGAUUACCGACGGCGAGCUGCUGCUGUGGAGUGAGCGUGUGGCUCCGUGUCUGUCGGACUAUGCCUCCCCUGAAUGCAGCAAACCCAAUCACAGGAAGCUCCAGUGGAUCGUGUCGCGGCGGACUGCCCAGAACCUGCAUAGCUACCGCACCGUCCCUGAGCUGCCCACCAUCCCAGAGGGCUGCUGGGAUGAGAGCGAGAGCGAGGACUUGUGUGAGGACGUGAUGAGUUCAGGCGAGGAGUCUCUCAGCAGUUCUCUUGGCAGCGACGCCGAAGGCCCCUUCUUCCCUCUUCACCUCCGCCGCCAAAAACACCUUCAUGCCUAACGCCUCCCUACCCCCUUUUCCCUCCCCUCUAACUUCUUUACCCAAAGUCUUUAAUUUAUUGUUUAAUAAGCUCUGGUGCUGAGUGGGGAGAGAACCGCACAACAACUGGCAGCCGAGCAGUCCAAUCUCUUCCUGGUAGAUCUUUAGUUUGUAGAUGUGUCGGUGCAUGUUGAGAUGUCACAUUCCAGGAGGCAAGAUUUUAAGGAUUGCGCGGUCGCCAUCAGAUGGUCACAGUUCACGUUGUCAACAAGAUAAUUUGCCAAAACGUAUUUAUUCCAUAGAAGAAAUGCUUUUGAUAAGAGUAAGAAGAAGUCUUAUUGGUGGACAGAUUUCCAUUUGCACAGUUUUCUUAAAUCAAACCUCAUGUGAAGUGUUGAGUUUGUGUGUCAGGGGGGGGUCAAAGUGUUUAGAGCUGGCGUUCAGUCAGGGUUACGUGCCUUGCUCAAUGGGAGCGCAGGGGGAGAGAUGGUUCACAUUCGAGCCUCGCAGACGCCGUGCCGCCCCCCCCCACCCAGGCUGUUAGGAGUGUGUGUUUGUGUGUAUGACCCUGGUUUUAAUUAAGUAGAUCAUGUAGCUUAAACAUUUGGUGUUUGGAACAGAGGAAUGCUGAUGGCUGUAAAAAAAAAAAAAAAAAAAA
Molecule: messenger RNA, 1923 nt
Organism: Cyclopterus lumpus (lumpfish)
Lineage: Eukaryota; Metazoa; Chordata; Actinopteri; Perciformes; Cyclopteridae
Gene: ccng2
Product: cyclin G2
Exons: 8
Coding region: 291-1286 (331 amino acids)
Biological process (GO): regulation of cyclin-dependent protein serine/threonine kinase activity; mitotic cell cycle phase transition
Cellular component (GO): cytoplasm; nucleus; cyclin-dependent protein kinase holoenzyme complex
Molecular function (GO): cyclin-dependent protein serine/threonine kinase regulator activity
Source: RefSeq, a predicted model, not a curated record